This is a messenger RNA of Anoplophora glabripennis (Asian longhorned beetle), 1293 nucleotides long. Its product is annotated as serine protease 7. The record is from RefSeq and is a predicted model, not a curated record. Lineage: Eukaryota; Metazoa; Arthropoda; Insecta; Coleoptera; Cerambycidae. Gene Ontology annotation, molecular function: serine-type endopeptidase activity. Bases 4 to 1254 code for a protein of 416 amino acids. Gene Ontology annotation, biological process: proteolysis. The transcript is spliced from 5 exons.
AAAAUGAGUAGCUCAGCCAACUUGAUCUGUUUAUGCGCAAUUUUUAGUGUAUCUGUAUUGUCAGUUACUCAAAUUGAUUCCGGCAAAAUUUAUUAUGAAACACAUGAUGACGCAGAUUAUUUGAGUGAAGAGAUCUCGGAGGAACUUAGAAGUGAUUUAGGAGAUUUGACUCAAGAAUCUGGAAUGCCUAAAUAUUGUUCAACUCCAAACCACGAACAUGCAGAUUGCAUACCAAUAAAAAAGUGUGACAAACUCUUAAAGCAAGUCAAAAACAAAGAGGCAUCUGCAUUUUUACUCGCAUCUCGUUGUGGACCACCCAACAAGGACAUCUAUAACCCGAAUGUGUGUUGUGGGAAAUAUGAUAACUUUAGAAAUAUAAAUGACCGCAUAAAGAUUCAAAACACUCAACAUUUAGUUAAACGCGUCAAACUUUUUCCGAAAUCUUGUGGCCGGCAGAAGGUGGCUUUCGAGAGAAGGAUAUACGGUGGCACUGAAGCAUCCUUAGGCGAAUAUCCUUGGAUGGCUCGACUCAUAUACCAAGACGGGUUUGGCGUUCAAGCAGAUGGAUGCUCUGGUUUUUUAGUACAUUCCAAAUUCGUCAUAACAGCAGCACAUUGUACGCAUCCUUAUCAUACUAAAAUAAAAGGACCAGUGAAAUUAGUUAUAUUGGGAGAUCACAACACCACAGCAGAAAAAGACUGCACUUUUAGCGGGAAGUCCUGUGCUGAACCUACCCAAAAGAGAGAUGUUAUCAAAGUGGUGACCCAUCCAGAGUAUCGUCCCGUCAGUGAUACGCAUUACAACGACAUCGCUAUUAUUCGUAUAAAGAGGGCUCAUCGGUCUGAUUUCGUUCAGCCCAUUUGCCUGCUAAGAGAAGAGACUCAAAUUCCAAUUAAGUAUUACUUGAGUGGAUGGGGCAGGACUGAGCAUGGAUCAAGGAGUGAAGUAAAAAUGAAUGUAGAGAUUGCCCCAUUCGACAGAGAAGAAUGCAAAAAGAAAUUCUCUUCGAAAAAAAUUGCCAUUAUAGAUACUCAGAUAUGUGCCGGCGGAGAGAGACAAAAGGACAGUUGCGCCGGAGAUUCAGGAGGUCCCCUGAUGAUGGUCAACGAUAACGAAACUUGGUUCGCCCCGGGCGUCGUGAGUUUCGGGUUUAGGUGCGGGGUAAAGGGAUGGCCGGGGGUGUACACAAAUAUAGUGAAGUUCAUGCCCUGGAUCAAGACUCAGAUGGCAAGAAAUAUGAAGAAAAACGAAUAAGAAAACCGCACAAGAAGACAAAUACAGUGCAGAAAGUAA